AUGUAAAAUGAGAUAGAUUAAAUACACAGUCCCUUACUAAAAAAUGAUAGAGAAUCAGAACAGAGAGCGUAAAUGAUAGAGAUGCAAGUCUUUAGGAGUUUGAAUUAGAAUGAUUUAGAGAAACAUUAGAAAAAAGAUGAAAUAUUAGAAAUUGAAUCAAAUAAAUUAUAAUAGAUAUUGGAAGCAAAAAGUUAAUGGAAAACACUCCUAAAAGGAUGGAAGAAAGAUGGAAAUAAAUAAUAGUAAAAUGAUGAUAAUUAUUUUGGAUUUUAAUAUAAUAAAUUAUUAGAAAUCUUUGAUCUGAAUUAAAUAAUUAAAGAGGCUCAAAGCUCUUUAUAAAAACAUGAUCAAGAGAAGGACUUGAUAGAGAAAAGAUUGAAAAUUUAGAUUGAAAAAUUAAAUUAAUUGGGAGGUAUUUAUGGUCUACAGAACUUUUUGAAAACUUGUAUAAAGCAGGGUUUGGAUGAUACGAAUGAUUACGAUUUGAAAAUGAGAGAGAAAUAUUUUGGUAAGAAUGAGAAACCUCAAAUAGCAAUAAAAAGUGUACUACAAAUAAUAAUUGAAUAAUUUCAAAAGGAAAGGUUGUUUUAAUUAUUAUUGAUAAUAACAACUAUUAACUUAAUAAUCUAUUUCCAUGAGAAUGUGUAGAUUUACUCAUUGUACAUAAUAAUGCUAAUAAUAAUGGUAGUGUAUAAAGGAGUGAUAAAAUAACAGUAUAAUAAGGAGAUAGUGUAGCAUUAAAACGACAUCAAGGAGAGGAGUAAACAUUUAAUAAAGAGAUGUAAUGUAUUAAGAAAUGGAGAUGACUCAAUUUAGAUUCAUAAUAGUUAAUUGGUGGUUGGAGACAUAUUGAUUUUCAAGCAAGGAGAUUUCAUAUAAUGUGAUGGUAUAAUCACUAAGCUAUCAAAUUGCAAUGGAAUCGAAGUAUUGCAACCAUUCCCUAAUCUUUUUAACACUCACGAGGUUAAAAACGUAGAUGAAGUAAAAGAUUUACAAGUUAUGCAUGAUGAAUAGAUGCAGCCUAAUAUAUGUCUGAUUGAUAAUUUCAUUUUUGCUGGUUCUCAAAUAAUAAAGGGGUCUCUGGACAAUUGCUAGUGUGUAGUGUUGGUACAAGUAGUCCUUUUUGGAGGACACAAAAACAGAAAAAUAAAGAACAACUUAUUUGAAAUAGAAUUCUAUGUAUAAUCCUUUUGCUUUUAAAAUUGA
Molecule: messenger RNA, 1206 nt
Organism: Paramecium tetraurelia
Lineage: Eukaryota; Ciliophora; Oligohymenophorea; Peniculida; Parameciidae
Exons: 2
Cellular component (GO): intracellular membrane-bounded organelle
Molecular function (GO): P-type calcium transporter activity
Source: RefSeq, a predicted model, not a curated record